This is a messenger RNA of Polyodon spathula (Mississippi paddlefish), 4267 nucleotides long. Its product is annotated as probable C-mannosyltransferase DPY19L4. Gene Ontology annotation, cellular component: nuclear inner membrane. The transcript has 20 exons. Bases 194 to 2449 code for a protein of 751 amino acids. NCBI's taxonomy places the organism in Eukaryota, Metazoa, Chordata, Actinopteri, Acipenseriformes, Polyodontidae. The record is from RefSeq and is a predicted model, not a curated record. Gene Ontology annotation, molecular function: mannosyltransferase activity.
GUGAAUAGAAUACGCUUUCCCGAAUGUCAGUCAGAGAUUAUUGUUAUUUAUUUUGGUUAAUUGUUAAAUUAAAAGUAGUGAUCUGUUUUUUUUAUUAAAAAAUAUUUGCUUUUUGUAAAUAGCAUACCUUGAGUUUUUGUGUUGCUGUCACACUGGAUGGACCAGAUUUGAAUCUGACUAAGCCACCGGUGAAAUGACAGAGGUGAGACAAAGGAAGGGGAAGACAAAAGAGACCCUUCCAGGGAAGGACAAUCUGGAUUGUCCCGAAACUCCACUGAAAGACAAUGGAUGUGAAGUGACAGAGGAACAGGCAUGUCAAGAAUCAGAAGAGAGUGUUCUGGCAAAGGAGAAUUUGGAUUGCCCCAAAACUCCACUGUCCAAAACUCCACAGUGUAACAGCAAAUCUGUCUUGUUUCAACGUUUGGCAAGGCUGUUCUUCGGUUGCUUGGCCGCUGUCACCAGUGGUAUGAUGUAUGCUGUGUACCUCUCAACCUACCUUGAAAGGAAAUUCUGGUUUUCCAGCAGACAGGAUCUUGAAAGAGAAAUAACAUUUCAGAGCGACGGCGGGGUUUACUACUAUUACUACAAACAAAUGCUGGAAGCGCCUUCAUUCCAAAGAGGUCUUUAUGAGCUAAUGCGUGACAACAGGACAAUAUCAGCACGAACCAUAAAUGUAAUUGAACAAUUGUCAUUGUAUCCAGAGCUUGUCACUAGCCUUUUAUAUCAAAUUACUGGAAGCCAGGAUGUGAUUGAGCCAAUCUAUUUCUACAUCGGUGUGGUAUUUGUACUGCAGGCUGUGCAUGUGACUGCACUGUUUGUCUCCAGCUGGAUUAUGAGUGGAACGUGGAUAGCGGGGAUGCUUUCAGUGGCGUGGUACAUUGUGAACAGGACAGACGCAUCCAAGAUAGAAUAUGCAAUUCCUCUGAGGGACAAUUGGGCAUUGCCUUAUUUUUCCUGCCAAGUAGCUGCCUUGACUGGCUUUUUGAGGAACAACAUAAACUCAUCCACAGAGAUCUUCUGCUAUCUCCUUGUGAGUGCCUCCACCUUCACCUUCAUGGUGAUCUGGGAGUACAGUCACUAUGUGCUGUUUGUGCAGGCCCUCACACUCUUCCUGCUGGACAGCUUUGACUUGGUUCAGACUCGUAAGGUGAUUGAUAUAUAUAUUAUCUACCUGUGUUCUAUUGCACUGGGAUAUUUUGCGCAGUUCCAGAAUACCAGCAUUCUGAGCUCCCCGUUGCUAAGCCUUGUAGCUGGUUCAGUCCUUGCAAGGUAUUUACAGCAAAAUAUGAAGAAAGGCCCUGUUGUAGCCAGACUGAUGAAAAUCAUGCUGCAUUUCUAUUUGGUGUUUACAAUCGCAUUUACAUUCAGCUUUGUCGUAAAGAAAAUAGUCUCGAGUGAUAGUGGUCAUUUAUUCAAAUUACUUGAAGUGAAAUUUGGAUUUAACACCACAACAGACUUCACCACAAACCUGCUGCUUUGUCAAGAAGCUUUCCAGGUUCCAAGCCAGGAUUUAUUUUUAAGACUGACACAGGCAUCUGUGCUGCCUUUCUAUAUACUUGUAUUGCUUGUCUGUAUUGUGUCAACAGUACAGAUGAUAUACCGGAGGCUAAGCGGUGAACCAUUGGUAACAAACCCCAGGCUGGAAGAUGGGUGGAUAGGACAGCAGCCUGAAGUCAUCUAUCAUGUAUUCCACACAAUCUUCUUCGGCUCAUUAGCAAUGGUGUUUGAGGGCCUGAAGCACCUGUGGAUUCCCUACGUCUGCAUGUUUGCAGCAUUUGGAGUCUGCUCUCCAGAGCUGUGGAUGACUGUCUUUAAGUGGCUGAGACUGAAAUCUGUUCACCCAGCCGUGCUGGCUCUUAUAUUAAGCACUGCUGUUCCUACAAUAAUAGGAUUCAGUUUAUGGAGAGAGUAUUUUCCCAGAUUAAUAAACGAGCUGUCGGAGCUCCAAGAGUUCUAUGAUCCAGACACGGUGGAACUGGUGAGCUGGAUAAAAAGACAGGUUCCUGUGGCUGCUGUGUUUGCAGGGAGCCCCCAGAUGAUGAGUGUAGUAAAACUCUGUUCAGGGUGGACAGUGACCAGUUUACCUCUUUACAAUGAUGCUGACCUUUUGAAAAGGAAUGAAAAUAUUUACCAGGUCUAUGCAAUGAAGUCCGCAGAGGAUAUUUAUAAGAUCCUCACGUCAUACAAAGCUAAUUAUGUGAUUAUAGAGGAGGCUGUCUGCAGUGAGAUGGGUCCAUCAAGAGGUUGCCGAGUAAAGGACUUGCUGGAUGUCGCUAAUGGACAUGUGGUGUAUGAUCAAGGUGACAUAUAUGCCUUCUCAAAGCAUGGAAGAUUCUGCCAUGAAAUCAAAUUGAACUUGUCGCCUUACGUUAACUACUUCACCAGAGUCUUCUGGAACCGAUCCUAUCACGUGUACAAAGUCAACACUGUCAUCUCUUUCCAGUACUAAGGGGGACUGAGGCCUUAUCUAUCUACCAGUUGGUGCUGCCUAUAUUUGUUUUUUAUUGAGAUCUUUUUUUUUUUUUUAAAUGUUAGAAAUGUCUUGUCAACCCUGUAUUUGUGUAGUCUGUCAAGCAUACAUGCUGUAGGUGGUGUAAAAAAAAUAAAAUAAAAGGGUUUAUUUUUCAUUUUAAUGAAUAGCCAACCUAGAUGUAGUACUUGGCUGAAGCCCCAAGACAAAGGAUUAGUCAGACAAUAAAACACCACUAUCAAGCACACUUUCACUGACAUGUAGCUAAUUUUUUUCAAGGCGAUAUAUAUUUCAAUAGAUUUCUGAAGCUCAGCAGCAAGUCUUGCAAUCAGGUCUAGUGAAUGGAUAGUGCUGCUUAAGCCAGCUUGUACUAUGAGGACACUGACUACCAUCAUUACUUAGAUUCUUGAGAUCCAGCAGGCUGAACUGCCAGCCACUUUCAACAGUGCUGUCACUUUGCCCUCAAGUCAAAGUAUAUCAGAUCAAUCAGGUUGGUCCUUUAGGUUCCAGCUUUGAAAAAGAUAAAAGAAUGAUGCAAAGAUGAAAGAUGUGCUGCAUUUUACAGUUUGACAUUCUACUUGAGAAAGCUGGGUCAGCCUGUCCUAUUCAUGUGACAUGGUUUUUUUAAUAGUUGCCCUACUGGUUCACAACAGAAAAGAUUCAAUAUUACUGAACAACCCUCUUUCAACCACACACAAACACACACAUACAAUUUUAAUAUUACUGAACAACCCUCUUUCAAACACACACAUACGGUUUUAAUUCUGUCAUAGUAAAAGUUGAGGUUUAAGUUACCUGUAUUCGUUGUCAUUGAAAAAUAAUCAGUUGCAUUAAUGAAUCUCUAGAUUCAAUGUACAAAAUACUGUUGUAGUAAAAUGAAGGUGUUCUUUAAAAUGUAUUUGUUAAGUAGAGCUGCAGAAACCAAUUAUUCGAUUUAUUUGCAUGCUCUCCACAGGUGAGAGUCAUUGGUGUUGAUUGGGAUAAUUGGCCAAGUGAAGAAAGCUGCUUGGAUUUGUGAUGAUUGCUGCUUUUCUUAGACUGUGGAGAACAGCAAUUCACACAACUCCAAGCAGCUGUUUCUUCAGUUGUGCCACUUUGAAUGGUAUAUUGGCCCAGUCGACACCUAUGACCCUUACCAGUGAAGAGCUUAUCUGACUAAUCGUUCUGUGCAGCACUAAUGUUGAGUUUGGUACAGUUUUGUUACAUGCAGUGCAUGUGUAUUGUGAGAUAGUAGCACAUAUACACACAGUAUAUAUACAUACACACACUGGAUUCUGCCGAGUCAACGCCCCGGUUUGAACGAUCUCCCCACCCCAACUUUUUAGCUGAAGGUAACAUUUUCAACAUUAAUUUCAGGUUUUUAAUAACCGUGCACAAUUAAUGCCAGCUUUUGAAAAUACAAAAGCAGCUCAGUGGCAUACUACAGCAUCUGACAAUAAAAAGCAUAAUACUCUAUAAGAAUUCUUUGACAUGGAGUAAUUUAAUUAUGAUAUAUUCAAACCUUUUUGACUGUUUGCCCUUUAGAGCAUGGUGUGAGGCAGACUUAGCCUUCUUUAGCAAGCCCUCACUGGACUUCCGCCCGAAACUAGAGCAGUGAGACCGCACGCUCACUUUGGUUGCCAAUAGUCCCAUUAGCACCACAUUGCUAAUUUUGCUGCAAGCCUCAGUCCUGUUUUUCCUCGUGAUGGAGAGCCCUCUCUCACCAUCUGCGUUGCUGUGCAGCACUACAUGGAGUUGCUUCAUUACUCCAUAGUAGGUAGUUUUUAUUUAAGAGGUUUUUACAGUACAAGUCCACUU